AUGUCGUCGCCGCUCGCCUCGAGCUCCCGCCACAACCUCGACCUGCCGCACCCACCUCGCCACGCCAAGGACCCGCUCCGCCUCCUCCUCGCCGCCGCCGCCGACGAGACCGACUCGGACGACGACAUCGACGUCGAAAACCACCAACCUAUCCCCCUACUCUCCUAUCCUCAUCACCACGACGACGAUCAGGAUGACCACGAUGACGACGACAGCGACCUCGAAUCCGACACCGAAGUCAUGCGUCGUGCCAAGCGCGCACGCCACUCGGCCAGCCACGCCCGCAUCUUUACCAGCCCCACAAAGAGGCUGGCACACAGGACCACCGCCGCUUCGCCACGCCGAGCCGCCGCCGCCGCCCCCUUCAACGCCACUCCGACAAAGGCGCGGAGACCCAUCCUGAUCAAGGGCAACGUCACCCCCUCCAAGGCGUUCUCCAUCUUCAAAAACGCCAAAGCCAACCGCGCCACCAGGACGACUACGGACGCAAAGGAGCUCCGGCGUCGUCCCCCACCCGGCGGCCUCUUGACGCCCCCUCCCUCUUCCCCCGCUCUCCCUUCCUCGUCGGCCACCUCCGCCGCAUCGACAUCCACCGCACCGCUCCGGCUCUCGCAGACGACGCCGCGCUCCUCUGCCCGCUCGGCCUGCACCAGCAUCGGCGUCGAUGGCUUCUUCUCCCCCGCCAACCACCAUCACCUGCCCCCCGCCGCCCUCCUCUCGUCCCAUGCAGCAGCGCCGACCCCUCUGGCGAUACGCCACCUCUUGGCCUCGGCCCACCCGGCCUCAACUUUCACCCCGGCCUCGGCCUCGGUCCAGGACGCCUUCUGGUCCCUCAAGACGCGACGAUCCGCCGGCAGCUGGGGAGCCUCGUCGCUCACCUCGCUCGGCCGCCAGCCUCGCCUCAACGCCAACUCGUUCCUCUCCACCUACCUCUCGCCCCCCACCAGCGUCAUGCGCCUGCCCCUCACCGCCGACGCCGCCGUUGCCCACCCGCUCUGCUCGAGCUACAGCUUCUCGUCGCGCUCCGUCAACCCGCGUGCCCAGUGGCUCGCAGUCGGCGACGACCAGGGCCGGCUCUCGCUGCUCAACACCUUGCCCCCGCACGACGACGGCGCGCAGGAGUACACCGACACGCCCAGCUGGCUCGCCGUCGACGCCGAGCAGCAGGACUCGAUCUUUGAGCUGGCCUGGCGUUUCGACGACCGCGUCAUCCUCAGCGGCGCCAGCGACUACGUCAUCCGCAGCUGGGACGUCGAAUACCAGGUCCAGCUCGACCGCUUCGAGGCCCAUCGCGGCAGCCCGAGGAGCAUCGGCGACGAUCGCCGCGACGGCGCGACGACGGCAUCGGCCGGUGCCAAGGCGCCCGUCCUAUCCAUCUGGUCAGCCCACACCUCGGCCGCUGCGGCCGGUUCCAGGGGCGCCAAAGGUAGGGCGUCGUUUCACCACGUCGCACCGGGCGCGCGAACCAAGCGGUCUCUGCCGCCAAAAGGCGUCACGUCGCUGUGCUACCUCAAUGACGGUAGCGGCCACCGCCUCGUCUCUGCGGGAUGCGAGAACGGCGUGCUCAAGUGCUGGGACCUGCGCACCUGGAGCAGCGGCCCCGCGCCAGCCGCGUCGACCGAAUUCGGCAGCGUCAAAGUCGGCACGGCCGUCGAGGCAACGCGAGGCCGUGACAAGGCGCCGCGGGCGAGGUCCAAGGACAAGGACCUCGGGCCCAGCAGCGUCACGCCGGACCUGACGCUGCUCUCGGCCGCCAACCGCCGGAGCCACGGCGUCUCCCACCUCGUCGCCUCGUCGACCCACAUCUUUGCCUCGUCGACCGACGGGCGCAUCUACAACGUCCCGGCGUCGUCGUUUGUCGCCGCGCCCUCCCCUGCGGCCCUACCGGCGUCAUCGCGCAAAGGGGUGCGCGCAAAAAAGGCACGGCCCGUGGACCCCUCCGACGCCUUCGGACGCGCCGACAUGGAGGGGCCGACGCCGUCGUCCCUGUUUGGCCUGGUGACGCCGGCCCAAGGCCGAGGCAAAGGCGAGGCAGGUGGGGGGCUGUACGACGCCUCGCAGCGUCAGAAUACCCUGUACGCCAAGAUGGCGCUCUACGACGAUCGCUUCCUCGCCGUCGGGUGCAACACGGGCGAGGUAGGCCUGUGGGACCUCGGCAACCCGUGCGCAUCGACCGCAUCGCGCUCCCAGGUCGACCACGACGACGACGACGACGACGACGGAGACGACGACGAGGAAGACGUCGAUGCUGCGCAGCUCGCCGUGGCGCGGGAGAUGGGGUACGGCAUCGCCAACGCGUCGCGGUCCAAAUCGACGUCGAGCGGCCACCAGGCCGUGGUGCUGCGGGGCGGGCACUCGGUCAAUGCCGAGAUCAACAGCCUGAGCUGGUGCAACGGCCCCAUGGGCCCGAUGGUGACGAGCGUGGGCGACGACGCCGUGGUGAGGUCGUGGGUGCCCGAUCGGGCGGGCCGGCAGCGCAUCGACGACGAGGAGCAGGAGCGGAGGCAGAAGAGCGCCAAGGCGGCAGAGGAGGAGGGCUGGUGGUGGUAA
Molecule: messenger RNA, 2550 nt
Organism: Pseudozyma flocculosa PF-1
Lineage: Eukaryota; Fungi; Basidiomycota; Ustilaginomycetes; Ustilaginales; Ustilaginaceae
Exons: 2
Coding region: 1-2550 (849 amino acids)
Biological process (GO): proteasome-mediated ubiquitin-dependent protein catabolic process
Cellular component (GO): nucleus
Molecular function (GO): protein binding; protein-macromolecule adaptor activity
Source: RefSeq, a predicted model, not a curated record